AUGGCCGCCGACGGCGGCGGCGGGCGGGAGCUGCUCGCCCUCAUCCACCAGCACCUGCUCCGCGGCGGCUUCGCGCGGGCCGCCCGGGAGCUGCAGGCGCAGAGCGGGCAGAAAUUGCUCCCUUCCCUCUCGACCUCUCUCGAGGACAUCUUUACCCACUGGGAAAAAACUCCACCAAAUUCCAAGAGAAGAAAUGUGAGUGAUGAGGAGGCAGCGAUCCCAGAAAAGAUCAGAGUUCCUGAUCCCGUGAGCAGCUCUGAGAGCUCAGAGAAAGAAGAGGAUGAGAAAGAGAAGGCAAAAGCUGCAAAUGCAGCCAGCCUUCCUCUGGCCACGAACUCGGUAGUCAAUAUAGAAAGCAGUGAGGAAGAUGAGUCCUCAUCAGAAGAGGAGGAUCUGGCUGGGAAAGGUGCAGUGACGGUGACAGCAGCUGUGGUGGGUGGCAAAGCUGCCAACUGCCUGCAUUCCCCUCCCAAGGCUGCUGCCCCAGCAGGCAGAGCAGAGGCGCUCUCUGCUGCUGACAGAACUGUGCUCUCCAACAAGCAGCAGCCCAAUGCCCCAGCUGCAGCUCCAUCCCCAGCCAAGGCCCAGAAACUGCCUGGUCCUGGAAAGCCUGGACAUGCCACAGCAGCUGUGGCCAAAGUAGGACAAAGCAAAGCACCAGUACCAACCAAAGCACCAGAAAGUUCCAGCAGCAGCAGCGGCUCCUCAUCCGAGAGCGAGGAGGAAGAGGAGACACCGACUGCAAAGGCCCCAGCCCCCAAAGCUGAGCCGGCAGCUGGGGCUGAGAGCAGCAGUGAGGAAUCAAGUGAGGACACAUCCUCUGAGGAGGAGCUGGUAAUUCCAGCCAUCCAGGCCAAGCCAGCUGUGAAAACAGUGCGGUCUAAUGCAGCACCUGUGAAAAGUGCACCUGCUGCUUCAGUGUCCCUGAAGAAGAAUGCAGUGAAACAAACAGCCCUGGCAGCAGGCCAGGCCAAACCAACAUCAACAGCAGCUCCCAGGGCUGCACAGCCCAGUGACACAGCAGAGAGCAGCAGCUCCUCAGACAGUGAAGAUGAACGUCCAUUGACAAAGCCACCUCCAAAAUCCUCCCAGGCCAUCCUAUCCCCAGUGAAACCUACAACAGCAGCAUCACUGCCUGUCAAAGCAACUCCAGUAAAAACACUUCCAGUGUCCCAAGGGAAGGCAGCACCAAAACCAACAGUGCCCAAACAGGUUAAAACCUCACUGGGAAAGACUGCUGCUCCCACGAAGCCUGCUGAAAGUAAAAAGCCAGUGGAGAGCUCUGCCUCAUCAGCCACUGAAGAGGAGGACCUCCCUGUGCCCAUCAGCCAGAAGAGGUUAUCAGACCAGCCCAGGCCUAUUCCCAACCUGAGCCAGGCUGCUAAAGCUGGGCAGCCUGAAAAAGCAGUGGUCAGCACCUUGAAAAGCCAGGUUUCAGAAAGUGGGAGCAGUGACUCAUCUGACAGUGAAGAGGAGUCUCCUGCAGCCCAGGGACAGCCUUCACCAGCUGUGAAAACCAAUGCUGUGCCCCAACCAACAAAUGUGAAAAAGGCACCAACUUCAGCACCAGCCACAGCCCCUCCAGCUGUGGACAGCAGUGAGGAUUCCAGUGAGGAGUCAGAUUCAGAGGAUGAAAUAGUCCCUCCUUCCCAGAGUCUGUCCCAGCAGAAUGUCAAAGUAACUGCAGUUUCGAGCAUGAUGGCUGCAAAGGCAAAUGCCAGCCUGCCUUCAGGGAAGAAGACAAAGACCCCUGCUGUCCCUGCAGUGAGCAGAGUGUCUGAGAGCUCAAACACUGAUGAGCACAACAUGCUGCCAGGAAAGGUCCCUGCUGCUUCUAGCCAAAAGCAAACGGUUCCAGUGGGAAAAGCUGCUCCUGCCAGCACUGCCAUCCCAGGAAGUUCCCCUGCCAAGGCAAGGCAGCCAGUCCUGCAGCCAGGACAGGACACCCACCCAAGCCAGGCUGUGCCACCCACUCAUGCAGAGGACACCUCAGACAGCAGCAUUUCCUCCGACACUGACGAGGAGGAGGCACCCAAGGAGCCUUCCAAACCUGCAGGCUCCCUACAGAAACCAGGAGGGACCCAGCCAGCCCACAGCUCCUCCUCAGAGUCCAGUGAGGAGGAGGCAGCAUCACAGUCCCUCCUCACAGGCUACCCAGUCCUCUCCAAGACCCCAGUAACACCCCAUGCACCAAAGACGGUUCUCCCCCAGCCUGGGGGUGAGGUGGGGCCAGGGAAGGCAGCUGUGAGUGCUGCAAACUCCCUCACCAAGGGCUCCCUGAAAGCAGCCAUGGCCAACAGCUCAAGCAGUGACAGCAGUGACUCUGACACAGAUGACAACCAGGUGGCUGCAAACCACAAAGCAGAAAACAACCCCCCUUCAGGGCAGGGAGCUACAGAAGCCUCCAACAAAGAGAAGGUGGCAGGAAAAACAGAGCCAGGUCAUGCCAGCCUCAAAGCUUCCUCACUGAAGAAAACCCUGGCCAUGAAAGAGAACCAUGUUGGGGCAACAGGGGUGCAAGUGACCCCAGCAUCAUCACAUGCCCUGCCCUCCGUCCCACAGCCACAGCAGCCAAGCUCAGGGAGUGAAACUGAGGUCACCACUGCUGCUGAAGUCCCUGCAGUGCAGACAGCAGAGGGCUCGCAAGUGAAGAAGAAGAAGAAAAAGGAGAAAAAGGAGAAAAAAGAAAAGGAGAAAAAGGAGAAAAAAGAAAAGGAGAAAAAGAAACCAUCCUCCACAGCAGACAAGGCUGUGAAAACAUCCAAGAGCAAAGACAAAGAGAACAAGAAGCAGAAAACGUCUCAGAAGCGGAAGCUGACGGGAGAGGAUGGGGCUGUGGGGCAGCCCAAGGAGAAGAAACGGAAAGGGCAGGCUGAUGAAGAAGUACCCAAAAAGAAAAAGAAGAAAGCAGAUGGUGACCUGGAGAAGGUGGCAGGCAGCAAGGAAAAGAAAAAAUCAGCUAAAAAAAAAAAGGCUGGAAAGGAAAAGAAGAGCAAAAAAGCAUCUUUGGAAGGGGUGCCUGUGGCAGAUGGCUCUGCUGAGGUUCACAAGAAGAAGAAGAAGAAGAAGAAAGGAGCUGAUCCUGAAGGAUUGUGAGAAGGUACCGCAUUCCUGUGAUUAAAGAUUUAUGGGUGAAGAUCAAACAGAAGAGAGGAAAAGGAAGCUCACCUGGAGAAUUCCAACUUUUUUUUUAAAAUAGUAAUUUAUAAUUUCUUUUAACUGUGACUUUUAGAACAGUUGUGUAACUUUCUGCCUCCUCCUGCCCUGCUGAGGCUCAGAGAUGUGUUUAUAGUCCCUCCAAAUGGAAUGGAAGUGGAGGAGGCAGUUUGACCAGAGCGGAGCAUAAACUGCUUUUCCCCUUGUUGACACCCAGCCAUCCCUUCUCUUACCACAGAGCUAUAUUUUUGAGGAAAACUUUUACCUUUUUUUCCCCUCCUCCUGUGACUUGUGGUGUCAGUCCUUUUGCUACUACAAAGAAAGCUCUCGGGUUUCCUUUUUAUUCUAACACUGACAGUGGUGAUUAUCAUGUCCCUGGAGUUGCACUGAACAGUUGUGUCUAGCAGCUGUUCUCAGCUAAGGCAGAGUUGGUUUUUGUGUUGUUUUUUUAUGAAAUACAAAAUAAAAAACAACAAACAGAU
Molecule: messenger RNA, 3638 nt
Organism: Agelaius phoeniceus (red-winged blackbird)
Lineage: Eukaryota; Metazoa; Chordata; Aves; Passeriformes; Icteridae
Gene: TCOF1
Product: treacle ribosome biogenesis factor 1
Biological process (GO): nucleolar large rRNA transcription by RNA polymerase I
Cellular component (GO): nucleolus
Molecular function (GO): RNA binding; scaffold protein binding
Source: RefSeq, a predicted model, not a curated record